Molecule: messenger RNA, 2478 nt
Organism: Folsomia candida
Lineage: Eukaryota; Metazoa; Arthropoda; Collembola; Entomobryomorpha; Isotomidae
Product: ATP-binding cassette sub-family A member 6-like
Exons: 16
Coding region: 1-2478 (825 amino acids)
Biological process (GO): transmembrane transport; lipid transport
Cellular component (GO): intracellular membrane-bounded organelle; membrane
Molecular function (GO): ATP binding; ABC-type transporter activity; lipid carrier activity
Source: RefSeq, a predicted model, not a curated record
AUGGAUUCCGGAUCGAAGAAGAAUCGCAAUGAUGAAAAUCUGGAAACAUUUCGUUCCAGUACGUGGAAAAUGCCCACGUCAUCCAACUUUCCCAUUCCGGUGAUUGCGGUAAAUGAGAAAGCAGUGAACCUGCCCGACUUGGAGCCUAAGAAUUCAACUGCAUCUACAUCAACGGCCACCACCAUCCCGGACUUGGCCGGAAAGUUGACCAUGACGCAGCAUGACAUGGAUGAUGACUCCUCGGACAUGACUCUGACUGGGUUGAGACAAAGGCUGAUUCGGAAGAGCAAAGGGAGGACGGAGGACGGUGGAGGGGGAGGAGAACAAGCAAAUCUCAAGCUCUGGAGGAGAAAGCUGGUCAUUCUUAUUUGGCUCAAUUUCAUCAUGAAGUACCGCAAACUGUUUUUAACAUUCGUGGAGUUUGCGUUCCCUAUAAUUUGCGCAGCAGUGAUUUGUGCCGGCGUUAUUUUGAAUAACACAUGGAUGAUUCAGUUUACUAUUGAAGACAAAAAGGUCCCGGAAGGAAACCCAUUUCAUCCAUAUCAGCCAAUGUCACAGAAAAGGAUUCUUAACUAUGUAUGCUCAAACAAUGCAUUCUGUGACGAUGAUCCAGAUGCUGAGCCUGGAAAACGGGUUUUGCAAAGAUAUCAUUACAUUGUGUAUACCCCAAAUAACACAUUUAUCAACCAUCUUAUGUCAAAAGUUGAGGAUUUUCUCAAAGUGGAUGUGCAAGGAACAAAAGAGUCCAAAUUUUACGGCGUUCCCACACCAGUCGAACUGGACAAUGCACUAAAAACGCAAUGGGACAAACAGGACGAGAAGACAAGAUAUCCUUAUGGUGUCGUCUUUUCAUUUGGAGGAAUUCAUAAAGAUUUUAGAGAUAAAAUAGAAGCUAAUGAAACACUUCCAGCAAAACUGCGAUACACGAUUCGUACGUUUUACCCAGAAACUGCAAACACGGAUGAAAACUUUCCGUUUGUAGAACAUUCCAGUAGACCAAGAAGUCGUCAUGAAGUCUCGCCCUACAUUAGUACAGGUUUUUCAGGACUUCAAUUAGCCAUUGACAUUACGUGGGUUGAAAUGGUCAAAGCUGAAGUAUCAACUGAAAACAAAAUGAUUCUACAAGAUAGUGAUUUUAAAGAAUUAUAUUCUGCCGCUGGGAGAUCGCCAUAUGUCAAAAUGUACGAAUAUCCCGUAUUUUUGGAUGAAAGUAUUCAAUUCAAGAGUUGGAUCUCUAUCGUGCUUGCAAUAAUUAUUGCCUAUGUUUGCACCAACUUUGCCGUGGUGCAAGAAAUUGCAGAAGAAACUAAGGCUGGCAAAAUAGAACUUUUGAAAUUGCAUGGUCUUACCCCAGCCCUUCACUGGAUAUCUUAUGGCAUGAACAUGUGUGUCUUGGCUUCACUGAUAUCCUUAUUUAUGGCAGUAAUCCUGUACUACUCGUUUGCUGACCAUUCUAUUCUCCACUAUGAACACCUCGUAAUUAUUUGGCUGUUCUUUUUUCUUCAUGGAGUUGCCCAGUACACGGAAAAUUUGCUUUUGGUCCAGUUCUUUAGUGCUAGUCCUUCAACGGCUGGAAUGUUUGCCGUGUUUAAAUCUCUAGCGUCAUUUCUGCUGCCAAUGUUGCUAUUUAAAUUGCGGAUUCUAACACGGGUUCCCAACUUUAUUUUGUGCAUGUUUAACCCCCAAUGGUGUCUUGCAAACGGAAUUUAUGUAUUCUUGCAAUACGAGCUCUACGAAAAUGGAUUACAAUGGUAUGAUUUUCCUGUUCUUAUCGACACAGAAGUAUACAUCAUGGCAUCAAUUCCAAUCUGUUGCAUCCUUUUUGUCUACACCAUUACAAUAUUUUUGCUGCUGACAAUUUACUUUGAUCGGGUAUUUUCUAAACCAUAUGCACCGUCCAUUACAUGGGCUUAUUUGUGGAAAUUGAGGAAUAAACCAAAACCGGAACACCAGAAACCACCACCGCCAAUUAAUUACAAGGAAAUGCCACAAAUGUAUGAGCGGCCACCGAUAGAUCUAAGGUGCACCAUUAAAGUGCGAAACUUGUGCAAAACUUUUGCAACUGAAGCAUCGUAUGAAAUCUCUCUGGACAAUAUAUCCGUCGACAUUUUUGAGGGUGAAAUUUUGGCCGUCGUUGGACCUGCGGGUUCGGGAAAAACAAACUUUCUCCACUUGCUUGCCGGCUUAACGAAUCCGACCAGUGGUUUCGUAGAAAUGAAGAAUCUGAAAGUUCACGAGUACUCCGAUAUUCUCAAUCACUUUAUUUCCAUCUGUCCCCAGAAAUGCAUGCUUUUCCCAACGUUGUCAGUGGAAGACCACGUUGUUUUCGCGUCAAGGGUUCACGGAAAUUCAUACAAAAAAUCGAAACAACAAGCAAGGAUGUUGCUACAAUUAUUCAGUCUUCAAGGGGCUAGGCGUCACAGCUAUCUCUGGCUGUCCAAGUCACAAAUGAAAAAAUUGCAGGUUGCUAUCUUUUAA